AUGAGUCGCAAAUCCCAUACCGCCGCUGAAAGGUCGUUCAGGUGCCACGUGUGCGGCAAAGUGUUCGGCCAAAAGGGACAUCUGUUGAUUCACAAGAAUGUCCACGCGGUGGUCAGGCCCUUCGGAUGCGACACCUGCGGCAGGCGCUUCACUCAGAAGGGGAACCUCCUUCGACACUCGGUCUUGCACACCAACGAAAAGCCCUUCGGAUGCGGCAUCUGCAAAAAGUUCUUCGUGCAGAAGGCUCAUUUGGUGAAACACGUCGUGGUGCACAGGCAGAGGCUGGCUGCCCUCAAAAGGUGUCGGCGGAGGGAGGCGUCCGAGGUAGGGCCUUCCGCUGAAGCCAAGGAAACCUCCCUCAGGUGCAAGGUCUGCGGAUUACAGUUCAGACGGAUUUUCAAGCUGAUGGAACACCUGAAGGUCCAGCAUAUUCUCGGUAAUUUUAUUCAUAGAUACAAGGGGGCGUGGAGGGAAGGCCAAAUUCCUAGAGGAGGCGUGGUAAUGUUCGGCCAAAAGGGUCAUCUGGAGAUUCACAAGGUGAUGGAGAUGAAGGAGGUGAGGCCCUACGAAUGGGACACCUGCGGCAGGCGCUUCACUCAGAAGGGGAACCUCCUUCGGCUCUCGCUCUUGCACGCCAACGAAGAGCCCUUCGGAUGCGGCAUCUGCAGAAAGUGCCAAGUGUGCGACAAAGUGUUCGGUCAAAAGGGACAUCUGUUGAUUCACAAGAAUGUCCACGCGGAGGUCAGGCCCUUCGGAUGCGACACCUGCGGCAGGCGCUUCACUCAGAAGGGGAACCUCCUUCGACACUCGGUCUUGCACACCAACGAAAAGCCCUUCGGAUGCGGCAUCUGCAAAAAGUUCUUCGUGCAGAAGGCUCAUUUGGUGAAACACGUCGUGGUGCACAGGCAGAGGCUGGCUGCCCUCAAAAGGUGUCGGCGGAGGGAGGCGUCCGAGGUAGGGCCUUCCGCUGAAGCCAAGGAAACCUCCCUCAGGUGCAAGGUCUGUGGAUUACAGUUCAGUCGGAUUUUCAAGCUGAUGGAACACCUGAAGGUCCAGCAUAUUCUCGGUAAUUUUAUUCAUAGAUACAAGGGGGCGUGGAGGGAAGGCCAAAUUCCUAGAGGAGGCGUGGUAAUGUUCGGCCAAAAGGGUCAUCUGGAGAUUCACAAGGUGAUGGAGAUGAAGGAGGUGAGGCCCUACGAAUGGGACACCUGCGGCAGGCGCUUCACUCAGAAGGGGAACCUCCUUCGGCACUCGCUCUUGCACGCCAACGAAAAGCCCUUCGGAUGCGGCAUCUGCAGGAGGCAGUGCGCCUUUUUAAGCAACGAUAAGCCGGCAGAUUCCAAGACUCUCACGCAAAGUUAA
Penaeus monodon (black tiger shrimp) is the source of this 1362-nucleotide messenger RNA. Its product is annotated as zinc finger protein OZF-like. The record is from RefSeq and is a predicted model, not a curated record. Bases 1 to 1362 code for a protein of 453 amino acids. Lineage: Eukaryota; Metazoa; Arthropoda; Malacostraca; Decapoda; Penaeidae. The transcript is spliced from 5 exons.